AAGCUGCUUUUUCACAAGCAAGUAAGCGGUAGCGUUGAGCCAAGAUGGCGGCCUAUGAGAGGGUUGUUUCCUGUUGAAUUGAGAACAAGGGGGUGGGUCUAGAACUGCAUCACAGCUGAUCUGGAGGUUUUCCCCCCCUUAAGUUGUUUUUUUGCAGAGAGGAGCUUUGCAGAGAUUCACAGGGGGAUGUUUCUCUUCUUUUCUUUCUUCCUCCUGUCAUUUUUAACCUCGCGCUUUAUUAAACAACACCUUUUUUUUUCCUCCAACCUCGCAUCGGAUAUUAACCACACAUCAGUUUCGUUAUGCCACUUCUCUGCUUUUAUUGCACAUUUUCACCCGAAUAUGUUGGUUGUUUUGUCAGUCUUGGUGGAUCCAGCCCAGGUCUGACCCACUUUUAGUGUUUUUUGCCCUCUUACAGCCUCCAAUGUGUUAGUGCGAGAUGUUUUCAGCAGGAGAGGAGCUUAAUUCCCAUUUGUUUACCUCACUGAAGGAGUCCCAUGGAGCUGCUAUCUCUCCCACACUGGAGCUCAGUCUAACUACCGUCUACACCGUCCUCUACUCUUUCCUGUUUGUUUUCGUCUACCUGCAGCUCUGGCUCAUUUUGCAUUAUGGACACAAGCGCUUCAGCUACCAGAGCGUGUUUUUGUUCCUGUGUCUGCUGUGGGCAGCGCUGAGGACGACUCUCUUCUCUUUCUACUUUAAAAAUGUGGUGCAGGCCAACCAGCUGCAGCCUCUGGCCUACUGGCUGCUCUACUGCUGCCCUGUUUGCCUGCAGUUCUUCACACUAUGCCUGCUGAACCUCUACUUCACACAGGUGAUGUUCAAGGCUAAAGCAAAGUAUUCCCCAGAGCUCACCAAAUACAAGGUCCCUCUGCGUUUGUUCUUCCUCUGCCUCAGUGUUUUUUUCCUGGUGGUGAACUUAACGUGUGCGUUGUUAGUGCAAGGAGCUCUGGAGCGCUCCGAAUCACCGAGUGAUGGGGGUGUCAGACACGCAGUCCUGGCCCGGGUCUUGAUCAACGACAGUCUCUUUGUACUGUGUGCUGUGUCUCUGGCUGUCUGCAUCUUCAAGAUAGCAAAGAUGUCAUCUGCCAAUGUUUACCUAGAAUCAAAGGGUACAUCAGUGUGCCAAGCGACUGCUAUCGGAGCUGUGGUGAUCCUGCUGUACACAUCCAGAGCCUGUUACAACCUGGUGGUGGUGGCCAUGUCACCCCAGGACCGACCCAGUCCCUUCAACUACGGCUGGUACAGCGUUUCAGACCAGGCAGAUGUGCAGGAGAUCAGCGGUGAAGCGUACAUCAUCUUUGGGAUCAUUCUGUUCUUCUGGGAGCUGCUGCCCACUAGCUUAGUGGUGGUUUUCUUCAGAGUGCAAAGACCCAAUCAAAACCUGGCUCCAGGAGGGAUGAUCAACAGCCACAGUUUCAGCUCCAGAGCGUAUUUCUUUGACAAUCCUCGGCGGUAUGAUAGUGAUGAUGACCUGUCCAGAGGGAUUAAUAGCAGGAGUGAUCGAGCCAGUCUCCUCUCCACCACUCCUCAGCUGGGUACAUCAAGCUGGUACGGCUCCAUCCAACGCAACGGCGCUCUGACGGCUGGUAUAGCGUCCGGACAGCAGCCACCAUCCUCCACAGCUCCUCUCCUCUUCGCCUACGGGAACGUCCAGACUCACUCUCACCACCAUCACAACUACUACUCCACCCCGCAGAACAACAACUACCACCACCACCACCACAGUAACUUCUACUCCACGCCACAGAAUUAUUACUGCGGGUCGCAGACGUACUUCUGCACCCCACAAAACUAGUUAGCGACAGAGGAAGACUGAAUGACUAAAAACUUUAUGGCCACCAUCUUGCUUCCUCAGAUACAUCACAGCUGUGAGUAUCUGAGACGUUGCCUAGGACCACAUUCCGCAACAAAAUUGGUCCUGCAACUAUUUCCAGCAACAUAAAUGGUGGCGUUAGCAACUAGCUAGUUGCAGAUAUAUGACUAACCGCUCUUGUAUGACAUCCUCGUCCUUAAAUUGUGUGUUUGGACCAGAAUGAAAACAAAUGCGGGCUAACAACAAGAGUUUUAGCAAUGAAACUAAAACCGCUAAAAGUGCAGUGACCAAACUUUUCCUGUUUAUGUUUUGUUCCAGUUAGCGGUUAUAACUCCUAAAGCUGGAAUGAUGAUGAUAAACAUUGCUCUUAACGUCCUUUCUGCCAUUCCUUGUAAAUUCAAUCAAAUAAAAUACUGCUAAGACUGGAGUUAAGCUAGCUGGCCAAGUUAGCCGGCCAAUUAAGCUAACAUGGAUAAUUCCUACACCUGUAAGGUUCUGUAAGUCAACAGCUAUGGACGUAAACACCUAAUGUACACUCAGCGAACUACUAUGAGACUUUAAAAAUGUUUUAAGUGGGUACGCUUAUGAUGCAAUCAUUUAAAUUAGCUUGUUUAAGCUGGAGAGGGACAUCAACGGAUGCUGGGCUGCUAGCUUAAUUCUCCAACAUCAAAAAUAUGUUAUUUUGAUGUUGAAAACCAAAAGUUAUGCAUCUAGAAGGGAACAUGUAUGGUUUUGCACAUUGUAAGGUAUGUAUGUAUGACUGCAAGUGGUGAUUUCUACUUGAUACAGUGAAAGCUAGCUUACAGCCAGCACAAACAGUUAGCUUGAAAGCAGUUUGUUGAACCAUGACAUUAUCAAUGAAAAAAAAACAAACACAGACUAGCUUAUGUUAUUGAGUUUGUGGCACUUUAAGUGUUUUAAACAGUCCACAAAAAUACAAAGUUGUACCAACGCUGUUAGCUAGUUAGCUUUAGACAUUAGCCUGCCACACUUUACUGGAGUUUUACAUGCAAAAUAAGCUUUUUCCAACUUUCAUGACUAUCUUCAAAAAAAAAAAAAAAUACCGGUCAGUUUGUGUCACAAGUAUCCUCCAUGUUAACUGCUUACAAAAAAAAAUAUGUGAGAAUUCUAUGUAGCAGCCAUAUUGGUGUUGUUGUCCAACUCUAUAGCAAAAGCUCGGUCAAUACGUAUACCUGUACAAAAUGUAACAUAAAAAAAAAGCAUCAAUGAACACAAUGUCAAGAACUACUCAGGCUUUAAGAAGACAACAUGACACUGCUGAACCAGGAAGUAACAGCAGCCAAAUGGAGGUUUCCUAACCAAUAAGGGAGCUUCAUACUCGGCCAUUUAAGGGUUUAAAAACAUAUCAUAGAUUUCCAAGUGAUCAAAUUAACAGUAUACAAUCAUUAAUGAAGAAAGGAUUGUGCAUUAAAAAGGGGGAGCUGUGUCUGAAAUUUAUUUUUUGACCAAAAACUUUAUCGUAAUCGGAUCUUUUGCAACCUGUGAGGCAACAAUUUGCACUUGGAAGAUGUUCACCUUCAGAGAAAAGGCUUCUCCGGCCUGAAUGUAGGAUUUCAUCUCCUACUUGUUUUAUGUAUUCCUCCUGAAUAAUCGUCUAUAUUUUACUAUUUAUCCUUCGAGAGAGGAAACGAUGUGCCAUCACGUGUUGUCAUAUCUAAUUGUUUCAUUCCGUACGGAGAAUAUUUUUGCACAAGAAACGUUGAAAUGCUGUGUGUUUUGAUUGUGUGUUAAUCGAUUCCUAAUCCAUGUGUGUAACGUGACAUUUUGAGUCAGUAUGUGUGUGAUCUUAGAUUUUCGUUCGUGACGUUUUAAUAUGCUUUUAUACAUGUUUUUUACUUUGGAUUGUAUUGUUUAACAGAUUUUAUAUUUUAUUUUUUAUCUAUUUCCACUUCCUGUGGUCCUUCAUAAGCUCACACACCUUCUGAGUGUCAUGACAGACCCAGUUUGUAGGCCAAAAUCUGACUUUAACACACUUUAACUGUCAUGAUAUUCAGAUUGUAAAUUAACAUGUAAAGACUUCAGACAUAAAAAGAAGAAAAAGAAGUUUCACUUUUAAAAACAAGUCGUCAUUUUCGGUCCACCUAUCUCAGAAAACCCAACAUCUGCAGUGCAUGCUUCUGCAUCAGCGUGCAAGAACUGUGUCACACUUCCUUUCCAGGGUGAUAAUUAUUUCUGUACAAACCUUAUCAGCUCUAUCUGUGAUCAAAAUCAAAAAGCAGAGAUAAUUGUUUUACGUUAUGGAUUGUUUUAUUCGUGGCCAUACUGAAUGUAACCCUGUGCGACAGAUCACUAAUGAUGUAUGCAAGAAAAGCACUACCAUGUUCAAAUAAAGGCCUCCUGCACUGUUUUUGAAACCAA
This is a messenger RNA of Notolabrus celidotus (New Zealand spotty), 4195 nucleotides long. It is a transcript of the gene gpr137c, whose product is annotated as G protein-coupled receptor 137c. NCBI's taxonomy places the organism in Eukaryota, Metazoa, Chordata, Actinopteri, Labriformes, Labridae. The record is from RefSeq and is a predicted model, not a curated record. Gene Ontology annotation, biological process: positive regulation of TORC1 signaling. Gene Ontology annotation, cellular component: lysosomal membrane. The coding region runs from base 440 to 1798 and encodes 452 amino acids. The transcript is spliced from 8 exons.